CAGAUGUCUCCUGUCAUUGGAUAUAAAGUCGCCCAUUGAUUUCCAACUACAAACAGAUAGCCAUUCACAGUUAUUCAGAACAUUGGAGAUGUUAUUUAUAAGUUUUGACUGCGCUGCCAUACAACAUGUUCGAUUGACAUUUGUGAAGCUCAAACAUCUCUCGUUGAAAAUCACAUCAAAUGGAGAAAGCGAUGCUGAUAUUAAUGAGGCAGUGAAUCUUUUCAUGCAAGCAAAUUUUGUGAAUGGAAUUAACAUAUUAUUGACGACCCUUGUUCUUUACCAGGAUUCAUCAUUCGACUUAAUGCUGAUAACGAUGUUUGACUUUCCGACUCUAACCUACAUGCGGCUUGAGAUAAGCGACCCAUAUAACAGAGGAAGAGAUGAGGAAUUUUGCAGAAAGUUCUAUAACCAAAUUCGCACGCAGGUUGAGUAUUUGCAGACGUUAACUUUUGUGUUCAAAUGCAGUCAGAGACGUCUUGGAUUUCAAUUUAAUUAA
Messenger RNA from Vavraia culicis subsp. floridensis, 496 nucleotides. RefSeq lists its product as uncharacterized. Lineage: Eukaryota; Fungi; Microsporidia; Pleistophoridae. The record is from RefSeq and is a predicted model, not a curated record. The transcript has a single exon. The annotation marks the transcript as partial.